Messenger RNA from Talaromyces amestolkiae, 4248 nucleotides. RefSeq lists its product as uncharacterized. Gene Ontology annotation, biological process: ubiquitin-dependent protein catabolic process. Gene Ontology annotation, molecular function: calcium ion binding; ubiquitin conjugating enzyme binding; ubiquitin binding. The transcript is spliced from 6 exons. The coding region runs from base 1 to 4248 and encodes 1415 amino acids. Gene Ontology annotation, cellular component: cytoplasm; membrane. NCBI's taxonomy places the organism in Eukaryota, Fungi, Ascomycota, Eurotiomycetes, Eurotiales, Trichocomaceae. The record is from RefSeq and is a predicted model, not a curated record.
AUGUCCGACGAGGGGAAAGUGCAAACCCCUACCAAAUACUCCGGAGGAGCCAACAACUCCAAUCCAGAGUCUCCCACAACUGCGCGGCCGCUAGACUUUGAUGAUGAGCCUCAAGAAACAGGCGUUCUCUCUACGCCUUCUAAAUCAGAGAACACCGCUGAAGUUCCCCCGCCCAAACCACCUCGACCGGCCGACCCGCGACAACAAGCCGAAGAGACGCUGAAGGAAGCAUUUCCCUCAAUCGAGACGGGUGUAGUGAAGGCUGUCUUGACAGCUAGUGGGUAUAAUGUGGAGAGAGCUUUCCAUGCCCUUCUAGGCAUGACGGACCCUACAGCUCAGGAAGAGCUUCCACCCCCUCCCCCAGCAAAACCUCCACGACCCUCCUACCCAGCAACUUCGACUACACAGCAACAACUGCGUGAAGAUGAAAUAUAUGCUCGCCGACUAGCGGAACACUUUAGUGAUUCGCAACCCCGCGGCAGACAGGGGCAAGAACAGAGUUACAAUUAUGGAGACGAAUAUCCAGAGGAACGAGAGCGCAACUUUUUUGAUGAUGAUUUACCGGUGAUCCGAGACAACAUUCGAAAAGGGUUCCUUGAGACUCAAUCCAAGGUCAAUUCAUGGGUACAGAAUUUCAAGAAAAGACUUGACGGAGAUGAAGAGGAUGAACAGCCUGCUUCAGAUGGCUAUCUUCAAUCGCACGGAGAAACUCAAACUUAUGGCCGCGCACGACGAAGUGGUGAUUCUACUCGACGCAGCGGUGAUCGCGAGCGUUACGACGCAGACCCCCAGGUUCUUGGGGAUGACUUUUCUGCAUUGGAACUGAGGGAUGCCGAAGCACCUCCUCCACGCCCAGCCCGUCCUCUAGCGAACAUCAGACCCGCCAACACCUCUCAAGAGAGACGCAAAGUGUCGUUCCAAGAUGGUCCACCAGAGGAAAUCGACAACCUUUAUGACGCCCCGAAGACUAAGACACCGCCAACAGGAGGCAAGUCGAGCAAAUGGCAACCCCUUUCCACAACCAGCCACUCUCCCGUCGGCGAGAACGAUCCUUUUAGUCUCGGCGACAGCGAAGACGAGCGCGACAAUAAGCCCAAGGAUGUCCCCGCCGGAGAGGACAAUGACCUUCAGAAAUUAACGGCAGAAGCCAUGGAAUCGGAGAUCGGAUCUGAUUCGAAGGACUCUAAGUCUUCCCAGGUUCCCUUCAUCGAUUUGAGGUUUCUGGCAGCGAUUGUGGUCUACACCUACCUGGAAGUCAACGACAUCUGUAACAUCAUGACUUUCUCGUUGAACAUGUUAACGACCCUGACUCUGAUUCUCUUGGUGGCAUUGCUCGAUACAGUUUGUGCCACACCGACACCAAACUACCCGAUCAAUUCCCAAUUACCGCCUGUCGCUCGUAUUUCUCAACCUUUCAACUUCACCUUUUCGAGCGGCACGUUCACUAAUGGCGGCACUGGCUUACAAUACUCCCUAUCAAAUGCUCCAUCAUGGCUGAAAGUCGACUCCGCCAGUCAGACGCUUUACGGAACUCCCGGCGCAGGUGACGCCGGGGCGCCGCAGUUUCUUCUUGUCGCUACUGAUCAGUCGGGCUCAGGGUCAAUGAGCGUAACGCUGGUGGUUUCUAGUGACUUGGGCCCGCAACCAGGAAAGUCUCUUUUGCCCCAGCUAGCAAAGAAUGGUCCAACUUCCGGUCCAGCAACAGUAUUUAUGCAUCCUGGACGAUCAUUUAGCAUAGACUUUGACCCUAAGGAGAUCUUCGCCAACACCCAAGCUAAUACCGUCUACUACGCGACAUCUGCACCGUACAACGCUCCUCUACCGUCAUGGAUGUAUUUUGAUUCGUCGAGUCUCAAAUUCAGUGGCAAUACUCCAUCUAAUCCGUCGUCGGUUCCUCAAUCGUUCGGCUUCAAUCUUAUAGCGUCUGAUGCUGCCGGGUUCAGCGCGGCCAUGGUGAGCUUUGAGAUCGUUGUGAGCCAGCAUAUAUUGUCAUUCAAAGAAACUGCUCAAACUCUUAAUUUCACCCGUGGUCAGCCAUUUAGUACGCCUUAUUUCAUUGACGGUCUGUCGCUUGAUAAUCAUAGCGUCACCGCGGACAAUCUGUCCCAUUUCAGCCUCGAUGGGCCAUCCUGGCUUAAACUCGACAACGAUACUCUCUCUCUUAGUGGAACAGCUCCCAAAGAUGCUGACAACCAGAACAUCACGGUCACCGUGGGCGACAUCUAUGGUGACAAUGCCAAACUAGAGCUGUAUCUUCGAGUAUCGCAGCUCUUCGCGAAAGGGGUGGAAAGCUGCAAUGCUACAAUCGGUGACGAAUUUUCUUACACUUUCGACAAGGCUUUGCUGAGCGAUGACACGGUGCAACUGCAAGUCGACUUGGGUGCAGCAUCCUCUUGGGCCCAUUAUGACACAGCCACUGAAACGAUAUCUGGAGAUGUGCCAAAUGACUUGACACCACAGACAUUCCCCAUUAAAUUGAAGGCCACUCAAGGCUCGGUCACAGAAGAGCGCAACCUCAACCUCAGUAUUUUCAAAUCUGGGAAAGGAGGCGUUGUCAGUGACAAUCAGACCUCUUCGGGUACAAAUCAUGGGACAAACAAGCGCAAAGCUGGGAUCAUUGCUGCCGCCGUUUUAGUGCCUUUGGCAGUUAUUGCAGCAGCAAGUAUCUUGAUAUUCUUAUGCUGCCGUCGACGACCAUCCAAAGCUACUACCACAAAGCAGAUAGACGAAGAGAAUAGAGCUGAAGACAGGCAUUUGGAGUCGACUCCAGUCGCACACCCGGAGAAGAAUCUUGCGGAAGCAGAGGUCGCAGAAAUACCGCGAACUUUUUCGAACUCGUCUGAUUCAUCACACGACUCGGCUCCUCCUCAGCUACAAUUGGAUCCGCUGUGGGAGACCGCCUCCCUCGAAGACGAACAACAAAGACAUACCCAAUCUCCCAGCGCGCAUGUCCUACCUCAGAAUUUUGUUAUGGACUGGGGUAACGUUAGCAUACGUACGGACAAGACCCAUGCAUCGCCCAACGUGUCUCCAACAAGAAGCACCAGCGUGUCUCAAACAUCUCCAUUUACUCGCCGCGGUAGCCGAAGAUACUCGAGAAGAGAGCCUCUCAAACCGAUUCAAGCUCGUUCUCUGAAGAGAGACUCCAUUAUGUCUUCCAAAUCCAAACGUAACUCCAGACGUUCGAGCGGAAUCUCGGUGGCAGCGGGGCUUCCGGUCAGACUAAGCGGUGCCGGUCACGGCGCUGGAGGAUUUGGUCCGCUGCGGACAGACAUGGUCGGAACAUCCUGGUAUACAACACAGGUAUCGCUACAAAGCGACGACACCAGCAUAGAGAAUCUAGCGACUAUGUUUCCCCGCCCACCUCACGUACGAAACAGGGAUGGCAGCAUAUCAACGCGACACCGUAGUUACCAAAAACGUGUCAGCAUGAAUUCCAACAGACCAUUAUCUGCUGAGCCUCCAGAGCCAGACUCGCUUGAGGCUUUCAUUCAAGGCCGAGCGCGGAGUCGUAAUUCAGGCAAUCCUCUCUUUUCAGCCAGGAUGAACAGCUCAGGGUCCACGGGUUAUCGUGCGUUGGAAAAAGCUCGUCGUAGCUCUAGCAUUGCUGAAACCACAGUAUCCACAUCUACUUUUGCAGAUGACCGACAACAAGCUGAACUGCGCCCGAUAUCUACGAUAUCAGCAUCAGUGUAUGGUGAUGAUAACCGAAAUUCGGUGAUACAAGGACGACGAAUGUCACAAAUAUCCGAAGUUGGAGCCUUCCCCGUCAACAGAAACCGGACUAGUCAAGGCUUAGUCCAGCGUUAUACUGAGGCCAUCGCUGAGCUACCGCGAUUUUGGAGCCAGGCUAGUAUGGGUAGCCAGCCACGUUUCGAGUCACCUGGGGAAUCUUUGACCGGGUCGGAUGAUUAUUAUGAUUUGAUCGAUGAACGUGAGAAUCCCGAAGGAGGCCGGCAGUGGUACCCCUUGAACACACAAACGCAACAGCAUUCUGGGACUGAGGAAGUCACCAAUGCAGCAGACUCUACCAGACAGAGUGGGGAGCUCUCUCCGAUAUCUGAUGCAGGCGGUAGUCGAGUGCGUCGUAUGAGUCUGUUGCGGACAGGAGGCCAGGAUAGUAGUCCUACUGCCAUUCGACAUUGGCGACUGGCGAACACACAAGAACGACGACCCAGCAUUGAGGAUAGUGACGGUCUUCAGCCGACAACAAAUAGUAGUUUUCGAGGUGAUCUAGCAUUUGUGUAA